CCGCUGACCACCUCUGGAGGCUUCUGACAACCAGCCCAAGGCCUCUGUUUGAAGGCCCUCCUCUGAAGAUCUCACCAGUGUGUGGAGCCUGCCCCACACCCACCCCUGCCAAACCACGGCCUUUACCUGUGUCUUCCGGUGUUUCCCGUGCGACCCAUCCUGUGGGAGUGCCUCGUGGGCUGCCCCAGAGUUCGCCCCACGCUCAGCGGCGCCAAUGGUGAAGAUGACAAGAUCCAAGACUUUCCAGGCAUACCUGCCCUCCUGCCACAGGACCUACAGCUGCAUCCACUGCAGGGCCCAUCUGGCCAACCAUGAUGAACUCAUUUCCAAGUCUUUCCAAGGAAGUCAAGGGCGAGCGUACCUCUUUAAUUCAGUAGUUAACGUGGGCUGUGGGCCCGCAGAAGAGCGGGUGCUGCUAACAGGACUGCAUGCAGUCGCAGACAUCUACUGUGAAAACUGCAAAACCACCCUGGGCUGGAAAUAUGAGCAUGCCUUUGAAAGCAGCCAGAAGUAUAAAGAAGGCAAAUACAUCAUUGAGUUGGCACACAUGAUCAAGGACAAUGGCUGGGACUGAUGGAAGAAGUCCCCCCAACCCAGUAUCCACGUGAAUGCCAUCCAACUGAGCACUCUGCCUGAGCGUGAGAGAGUGACUGAACACUUGGUUCCAGCCAUUUAGGGGCCAUCUGGGGCAGCUCUCACCCUGAUGACAUCUUUCUGGUGACUGGCCUCCAAAUCACUGUCUCUCUGUCUCUUUGCUUUCUAUCUGUCUGUGAGUUGAUCCUGGCUUCUCUCUCUGUUCUAGUGUUGGCUAAAAACAAAACCACAAAAGGAACAGAUGCCUGAUGCAUGGUGGCAGCCCACCUUGAUAGGGGCCCCGGGGCCCAUGCAGGAGCUGCCAGAUGGCCUCUGGUCGGGUGCACAGUGGCACAAGGGUGAAAGGAAGGAGGGAUGGGGGAACCCCAAGGGUCCU
Molecule: messenger RNA, 970 nt
Organism: Echinops telfairi (small Madagascar hedgehog)
Lineage: Eukaryota; Metazoa; Chordata; Mammalia; Afrosoricida; Tenrecidae
Gene: YPEL2
Product: yippee like 2
Exons: 5
Coding region: 215-574 (119 amino acids)
Source: RefSeq, a predicted model, not a curated record